UUAAAAUCUGUUCGUGUCUGUGGUCCUCGAUACUGGCCUCAGGUUAUUGAGCUUUGUCCUGAGGAAAAAGGUUGGUGGAAAUCUGGGGACCAGCACCACCCUUUUAAUUCAGGCGUUUUAUAUGUCAAGAGAAAAGUCGGAGCUUGUUCUUAUGCGGAUGAUCCCAUAGGAAGUCAAUCUUUGCUAUCACGAGCAUUGCACAAG
Molecule: messenger RNA, 204 nt
Organism: Striga hermonthica
Lineage: Eukaryota; Viridiplantae; Streptophyta; Magnoliopsida; Lamiales; Orobanchaceae
Source: the annotation of a GenBank genome assembly